Carlito syrichta (Philippine tarsier) is the source of this 4444-nucleotide messenger RNA. RefSeq names its product prostaglandin-endoperoxide synthase 2 (gene PTGS2). NCBI's taxonomy places the organism in Eukaryota, Metazoa, Chordata, Mammalia, Primates, Tarsiidae. Gene Ontology annotation, cellular component: cytoplasm; neuron projection. Gene Ontology annotation, biological process: response to oxidative stress; cyclooxygenase pathway. The record is from RefSeq and is a predicted model, not a curated record. The coding region runs from base 83 to 1897 and encodes 604 amino acids. The transcript is spliced from 10 exons. Gene Ontology annotation, molecular function: peroxidase activity; prostaglandin-endoperoxide synthase activity; oxidoreductase activity, acting on single donors with incorporation of molecular oxygen, incorporation of two atoms of oxygen.
GGACUCAGCAGCGCCGCCCUCCGCCCUGCAGCCAGAUUCCCGCAGACGCGGCGCCUCGCCCGCCACGCGCCCGGCCACCGCGAUGCUCGCCCGCGCCCUGCUGCUCAGCGCGGUCUUGGCGCUCAGCCACGCAGCAAAUCCUUGCUGUUCCCACCCAUGUCAAAACCAAGGUGUGUGUAUGAGUGUAGGAUUCGACCAGUAUAAGUGCGACUGUACCCGGACGGGAUUCUACGGUGAAAACUGUUCAACACCUGAACUUCUGACAAGAAUAAAAUUACUCCUGAAACCCACUCCAAAUACAGUGCACUACAUACUUACCCACUUCAGGGGAGUCUGGAAUAUCGUCAAUAACAUUCCCUUCCUUCGACAUGCAAUUAUGAGAUAUGUUUUGACAUCCAGAACAAACAUGAUUGAGACUGUACCAACUUACAAUGCACACUAUGGCUACAAAAACUGGGAGGCCUUCUCCAACCUUUCCUAUUAUACCAGAGUCCUUCCUCCUGUGCCUGAGGACUGCCCAACUCCCAUGGGUGUGAAAGGGAAGAAGCAGCUUCCAGAUUCAAAAGAGAUUGUGGAAAAAUUUCUUCUAAGAAGAGAGUUCAUCCCUGAUCCCCAAGGCACAAAUGUGAUGUUUGCAUUCUUUGCCCAGCACUUCACACAUCAGUUUUUCAAGACAGAUCAUAAGCAAGGACCAGCUUUCACCAAAGGACUGGGCCAUGGGGUGGACUUAAGUCAUAUUUAUGGGGAAACUCUGGAUAGACAACAUAAACUGCGUCUUUUCAAGGAUGGAAAGAUGAAAUAUCAGGUAAUUGAUGGAGAGGUGUAUCCUCCCACAGUCAAAGAUACUCAGGCUGAGAUGAUCUAUCCCCCUCAUGUCCCUGAACACAUGCGGUUUGCUGUGGGGCAGGAGGUCUUUGGGCUGGUGCCUGGUCUGAUGAUGUAUGCCACAAUCUGGCUGCGGGAACACAACAGAGUGUGCGACGUGCUCAAACAGGAGCAUCCAGAAUGGGAUGAUGAGCAGUUGUUCCAGACAACCAGGCUAAUACUGAUAGGAGAGACUAUUAAGAUUGUCAUUGAGGACUAUGUACAACACUUGAGCGGCUAUCACUUCAAACUGAAGUUUGACCCAGAACUGCUUUUCAGCCAACAAUUUCAGUACCAAAACCGUAUUGCUGCUGAAUUUAACACACUCUAUCACUGGCAUCCCCUUCUACCUGAUACUUUUCAAAUCGAUGACCAGAAAUACAACUAUCAACAGUUUCUCUACAACAACUCGAUAUUAUUGGAACAUGGAGUUACCCAGUUUGUUGAAUCAUUCACCAGGCAAAUUGCUGGCAGGGUUGCUGGUGGUAGGAAUGUUCCACUUGCAGUACAAAAAGUAUCAAAGGCUUCAAUCGACCAGAGCAGAGAGAUGAAAUACCAGUCUUUUAAUGAGUACCGCAAACGCUUUAUGCUGAAGCCUUAUGAAUCAUUUGAAGAACUUACAGGUGAGAAGGAAAUGGCUGCAGAAUUGGAAGCCCUCUAUGGUGACAUUGAUGCCAUGGAGCUGUACCCUGCCCUUCUGGUAGAAAAGCCUCGUCCAGAUGCCAUAUUUGGUGAGACCAUGGUAGAACUUGGAGCACCAUUCUCCUUGAGAGGACUUAUGGGUAAUGCUAUAUGUUCUCCUGCCUACUGGAAGCCGAGCACUUUUGGUGGAGAAGUAGGUUUUAAAAUCAUCAACACUGCCUCGAUUCAGUCUCUCAUUUGCAAUAACGUGAAAGGCUGUCCCUUUACUUCAUUCAAUGUUCCGGAUCCGCAGCUCAUCAAAGCAGUGACCAUUAACGCAAGUGCUUCCCGUUCUGGACUGGAUGACAUCAACCCUACAGUGCUGCUAAAGGAACGUUCGUCUGAACUGUAGAAGUCUAAUGACUGUAUUUAUUUAUUUAUAUGAACCAUGCCUUUUAACUUAAUUAUUUAAUAAUAUUUAUAUGAAACUCCUUAUGUUACUGUAUAACAUCUGUAACAGAAGUCAGUACUCUUGUUGCAGAGAAAGGAGUCAUACUUGUGAAGAUUUUUGUCACUACUUUAAAGAUUUUUUUUCAAGUUAAAUAGAAAAAAGUUUUCUUUUUUUUUAUAAAUCAGGAAAAAUGAGUUUUCACAUUUUUACUUGAAUUUCAAUUUAUAAUAUAAGAAAAAGGAUGUUUGAACACAAAUACUGUUCCAAGAUGGCAAAAUGCUGAAAGUUUCUAUACUGUCAAUAUUUCCAAUGUAUCUUUCAUGAUGCUUUAGAAGCAGCUAAUGUUUGGAAUUCAUAAGUAUUUGGGGGCAUCUUUCUGUCAUCAAACAAACAAACAAAAAGCCACAAGUGCAUUUUUAAAUGAAUGUCUAAAUUGGACAUUACCAAUAAUUUUUAUUUUUUAAAAGCAGUAUUGAAGCAAUAGUUUGAAAUUUCUAAAUUAAUAAGGUAAAAUCACUUUUCAAAAACUUCUUUUAUUUCCUAAACUAAACUUGUACCUAUAUCAAUAAAAGAGGCUGUCUUGGAUUUGAAUCUUUAAAUUAGUAUAAAUUAUAUUACAAUUGCUUGUUAAAAUAGUUCAUAAGAGAUGUUGCUUUUUCACCAGGAAUGGAAACUCCAUUUUCUGCAACUGUUAACUUCCUUUUAAAUCAAAAUGCCAAAUAUAUAAUGGUGGUGGAGCCACUGCAGACUUACCUUAAAAUAUUUUAUUUUGAGAGAUUCCAUAAUUUGUUUAUAUGACUGGUAACAAGUAAAAUCUACAGCAGCAAAUGAGUCUACAUUUAAAAUAAGGAAUAACAAAGAAGAAAAGCAAACUGUCAUUCCAAUUUGGGUUUAAACUUUUGAUAGAGACUUUAUUUUAUCCUUGUGCACUGCAGAUCUGUAUUUUGCUGUGAGAUUAAUGAAUUACCAUGCUAUACUUGGAUAACAGCCUGUUUUCUUAGAUUUUCUGUUGUACAGUAUGAUUUAGCAGUCCAUAUCACACUGCAAAAAGUAGCCAUGGCCUCAUAAAAUACCUCUUCAAAAUGCAGAAAUGCAUUUCACACGUGAAUUUUGUCUGAAUCUUGAUAAGCCAAUUCAGCAUAUGCAUUUGAAUCAAGCCUGGCUACUUGCAUGCUGCUCCUUUUAUGUUCUUUUAGCCAUUUUGCUAAGAGAAAAUCUCUUCUGAUCAUUUUAUUUCUUCUGUUUUGAUUAACUGGUUUUAAGAUCAGAGAUCGUCUUUUUUUGGACUCUGUAUUUUCUUACCUGAACAAGUUUUCAGGAAAACCUCAGCUCAGGACUAGGAUUUAGCUCCUCUUAAGAAAAAUAAACGGGAAGAAAAAAAAAAAAGGUCCCUUAAAAGAAAAGAAGUAUACGCUUAUUUUAAGUGCAGGGCAGAAAAUUUUAUUUAUAACAUUCUAAUUAUCUGUAGCCCAAGGAACCUACAAAGACGCUAGUGCCUCAGAAAGAACAGUGGGAGUUUUGUGACAGGAAGAAUGUUACAUUCCUAUCUAAUUAUUGCCCUUUCUCAGUUAAAAACAAAACCAAACAAUUUCUAAGAAGUUCCCAGCAAUAAUAUUAAUGUCGAUAAUUAUAAUACUUCUUUUCCACAUCUCAUUGUCAGCUGACAUUUAAUGGUACUGUAUAUUACUUAAUUUAUUAAGAAUUGUUAUUUAUGUCUUAUUAGGACGUUAUUGUUAUAAACUGUAUUUAAGCCUACAAUCAUCGAUUUUUUUUUUUUCAUGAUGUCUGAAUCAAUGAAUCUUCUUUGGGAUUACCUCUUUGAAUUGUAAUGUCAACAAUCAAAAGAAGUGAUUGUAUUAAGAUUUGUGAGCAAAUGUUUAGAAGUCAAACUCUGGCUUAUUGAGAUUGUUUAAGGUUAGAAUUUGUGUGUUUAGGAGUGACCUCUACGCCAGCCUACAGGGAACACCGUCUCAUUAGCCUGACCCUGCCAUAAGACUGACCUUUUAUACAUUUGUGAAGGAACUGUUGAUGCUUCAUUAACUUAUUCAGCCAUAAUUUAUUGAGAAAAUAUUCUGUACAAAGCACUGUGGGUUUUAAUAUUUUUAAAUCAAACACUGAUUACAGAUAAUGUUAGUAUUUGUGUAAAUGAAAAAAUAUGUCUUGAAAGAAAAGAGAGAAAAUGAAUAAAUUUAAUUAAAGAGAACUAACUCAGGAUAAUUUUUCUUUAAGAUUUUAAGUUUAGAAAUUUAAAGUUAAUAAAGAAAUAGUCAACAUUAGAAAUUUUUAUAUAAAAAAUGAUUAACUUCACUGGUUUUUCCCUGAAAGAAAAAAACUUAAUUUGUUAUUAACAUCAACCUGCUAACUGAACCUGGGCAUUUAGGUUGUGUAUGUGAAUGUUUCAGUGCCUCAGACAAAUGUGUAUUUAAAUUAUCUUGUGUAAAAUAUAAUUAUUGAAAUAAAUGUCUGUUUAUUUUUAUACUAUUUAAAAAUUGACAAAUCUUUUCUGAA